This is a messenger RNA of Megalops cyprinoides (Indo-Pacific tarpon), 4497 nucleotides long. RefSeq names its product euchromatic histone-lysine N-methyltransferase 1a (gene ehmt1a). The transcript is spliced from 28 exons. NCBI's taxonomy places the organism in Eukaryota, Metazoa, Chordata, Actinopteri, Elopiformes, Megalopidae. Gene Ontology annotation, cellular component: nucleus. Bases 170 to 3898 code for a protein of 1242 amino acids. Gene Ontology annotation, molecular function: protein-lysine N-methyltransferase activity; p53 binding; zinc ion binding. The record is from RefSeq and is a predicted model, not a curated record.
CUUGAGGGAAGCGUGGCAGGGGCCUGGUGCUCGGAGACAGCCCUCCCAGCUGAUUAAGGCUCUCUCUACGCGGUAGACACUGUGUAGACCUAGAGGAGCUUUGAGGGUCUUUGUGUGUGCACCCUUCAGAGUGGGUUUGGCCAGGUGCAUUGUGGGUGGAGAAAAGCCCAUGAAGACAAAGGUGAUGAAGGACCCACCCAAACCCAGAGAGGCGGGAGGGGGCAAGGAGGGUGCGGAAGGGGGCGGGGACCUUUCUGGGAGAGAGGCGGAGCUUCACGGGACCUGUGACAGGCUGGAGGCGGGGAAAGGCCCCCCAAGCCCCGCCCCUCAGGUGACUGCAGGAGGCUCAGGGAAGCAGAGUGAGCAGGGUGAUGAAGCGGGGUCCAGCGGGAUCGAGGUGGCAGAAAGAGACGUCCCUCAUGCCUCAGACACGGGCAGCGGCCAGGGAGAGGUCACGACCCCACCCAGGACUAGCGGCUCACCUGCAGACCCCUCUUUGGUGGGGCGCGUAGCCGAAACCCUCCCCCAGCCUGCCCCAGCACAGGCCCGAUAUCCCAGCAGGGCGGAGUCAGAGACGGGGAUUGGCAGAAACCAGAGCUCUCCACCACCUAGCACACCUCAACGAGCGAGGAAAACCAUGGCACGACCGGCCGCCGGGCAGAGGACACUGCAGGUAACAGCACCACAGAAGCCUCUCAUCACAGAACAGAGGGAAACGAAAGGUGAGAGGGAGGGGGAUGGGAGCAGGCCGGGACCGACGCCCCCCUCCCAAACACAGCCAUCUCAGAGCCCCUCCCCCGCCGCCCCCGCCACCCUCUCCAGGUCACAGACAGCCACCAGGAAGAAGAAGAGGAAGAUGGGGAUGUAUAGCCUCGUCCCUCGCAAGAGAAGCAAGGUGCCGAAACAGCGCUCCCUGCUGGACAUGUUUAAGAACCUCAGCCAGCCUGCCACCAUGGCACAGGAGGAAAGCCACCAGGUGAAUGGAGAACAGCUGCAGAACGAAUGUGAAGGGGCUGGAGAGGAUCCAGAGAAAGAGGGAGAACGUCCCGGGACAGGGAGCGAAACGGGGGACACUGCACCCCGAGAAGGCAGCGGGACAGCGGACCCCACCCCCCAGGGGCAGCUGAGGGAGGAGCAGGGUCCCGAGGAGGAGGAGUCUGGUGAGGAAGAGGAAGACGAAGAGGAAGGACACAGCUCAGAUCUGAGCUCAGAGUCUGGCCUGAAGAAACAGUCGCAAAAGAAGGGACAGAGUGACAUCCCUGAGGACGGACCCUCCAGGAAACACAAACGCAAAACAAAAUCAGAGACAGAGGGGCUCUCAGCUGUGUCUCUCUCUCUAGGCAGUGAGACUCCAUCCCAGGCAGACAGUAGUAAUCAAUACACAGAGCUGCCCCUGGCCUCUCUGGAUCUGAAAGCCCAGGAGGAGCUGUUUUCAGCCCAGCACUCAGGGGUGUCUGGGGGAGGAGGGGCCUCAGAGGCUGACGCCUUGCUGGACCCGCCCCUCUGCAGCUGCCGCAUGGAGACGCCCAAAAUCCGCGAGAUCCUCACACUGGCCAAUAGGAAGUGCAUGGCCACCGAGAGCAUGGACGGGCAGCUGACCCGCUGUCAGAACGGUGUGGUGAAACAGGAAAUGAUGCGUCCCUCCAGCGCGGUUCCUCUGCUGGUUCUGUGUGAGGUCCACCGGGCCGGCAUGGUCCAGCACCAGUGCUGCCCGGGCUGCGGGUUCUUCUGCCAGGCGGGGACCUUCAUGGAGUGCCAGCCAGACAGCAGCAUCUCUCACCGUUUCCAUGACGCCUGUGCCUCGGUGAUGAGGGGGCAGAAUUUCUGCCCGCACUGCGGGGAGGAUGCCAGCAAGGCCAGAGAGGUGACCGUCGCUAAGGCCGACACCACCUCCAGCGUGCCCCACCCACCGGCCCCCGCCCUGGGGACCGCCCCUGCGAGCGAGGGCAAGGCCGACACCACCACCGGGGGGUACGACCACACACCAGCGGGGAAGGGGUGUGGGGGCAGUGGGGGAUCACCUCACCUGCGGCAGCUCGGGCAGCACAGGACUGGGGGCCCCUCACUGAGACCCCUCGAAACGUCAGGCCUGUCUCUGUCCCCCUGCGGGUCCCAGAUGGGGGCUCUGACUGUGGGGAGUCCCUCUAAAGACUCUCUGGAGACCAUCCUGCUGGCCCUGGAUGCAGAGAAGCCGAAGAAGCUGAGGUUCCACCCAAAGCAGCUAUACCUCUCAGCCAGGCAGGGGGAGCUCCAGAAAGUUCUGCUGAUGCUGGUGGACGGGAUAGACCCGAACUUCAGGGUGGAGACCCAGAGACGGCGCACCCCACUGCACGUGGCAGCCACGGGCGGCCACAGGGAGGUCUGUCACAUACUCGUCCAGGCUGGUGCCAACCUGGACAUGUGUGACGAGGACCAGAGAACGCCCCUGAUGAACGCUUGUGAGAGCAACCACCUGGAGACAGUCAAGUACCUGCUCAGUGCAGGGGCCAUCACCACUCAAAGGGAUGUGGAUGGAUUUACCUGUUUGCACUUGGCUGCUAAACUUGGUCACAGUGACAUCGUGCAACUUCUCCUGUCCAAUGGGCUGUUAGAAGUCAACUGUCAGGAUGACGGCGGCUGGACACCUCUGAUCUGGGCGACUGAGUACAAGCACAUAGACCUGGUCAAGAUGCUGCUGUCCAGAGGGGCAGACGUCAACAUCAGAGACAAGGAGGAGAACGUGGGCCUGCACUGGGCGGUUUUCUCAGGCAGUGUGGAGGUCGCUCAGAUCCUUCUGGAAGCCCGCUCCGACCUCCAGGCCGUCAACGUCCACGGCGACUCCCCCUUGCACGUCGCCGCCCGCGAGCACCGCCUCGACUGCGUGACACUCCUCCUCUCGCGGGGUGCAGACGUGAACCUGGGGAACCGAGAAGGGGAGACGCCCCUCGAGUGCUGCGGCCACGGCUCCAAGGUGUGGGUCGCUCUGCUGGCCAAUAAGAAGCUGAGGGAGGCGGGGGGUAACCACGCCAACCUGGUGGAGAAGAUCCUCAACAGGGAUAUUUCGCAGGGAUACGAGAAGACCCCCAUCUCAUGUGUGAAUGGGGUCGACAGCGAACCCUGUCCUGACAACUACAAAUAUGUUCCCCGAAACUGCCUCACCUGCCCUGUGAACAUAGACCGGAACAUCACCCACUUACAGUACUGCACGUGCAAGGAUGACUGUGCCUCCACCAGCUGCAUGUGUGGCCAGCUGAGCCUGCGUUGUUGGUACGACAAGGACGGCCGUCUGCUUCGGGAGUUCUGCUGGGAGGACCCGCCCCUGCUCUUCGAGUGCAACCACGCCUGCUCGUGCUGGCGGACCUGCCGGAACCGCGUGGUGCAGAACGGGCCGAGGGUUCGGCUGCAGGUGUUUCGGACCCGGAACAUGGGUUGGGGAGUGCGGACCCUUCAGAACAUUCCACAGGGGACCUUUGUAUGCGAAUACGUGGGGGAGAUCAUUUCAGACGCAGACGCUGACAUCAGAGAGAACGACUCCUACCUGUUCAACCUGGACAAUAAGGUGGGAGACGUGUACUGCAUCGAUGCCCGUUUCUACGGCAACAUCAGCAGGUUUAUUAACCACAUGUGCAAGCCCAACCUGCUACCUGUGCAGGUGUUCACCUCCCACCAGGACCUGCGCUUCCCACAUGUCGCCUUCUUCGCCUGCAGGAACAUCAGCGCCGGGGACGAACUCGGGUUCGACUAUGGCGAUCACUUCUGGGAAAUCAAAAGCAAGCAUUUCAGCUGCCGCUGCGGCUCACCAAAGUGCAGGCACACGGAAGCCGCCAUCGCUCAGAGACAGGCAGACAGCACACCUGAGGGACAGCAAAGAGCCCUGCCUGACACCAGCUCCUCCGUCACCCCCUCCAAGCCCUGCUGAGGACACCCCCACCCCCACCCCAACACAGCCAGGAUCAGUCACAUCAACCUGAUCAAGCAGAAACGCUAGGAUCACCUAGCAGAGCCAGGAAUAGACAGCAGAACCCGGAUCAGCUAAGAGAGCUAGGAUUAGGCAACAGAACCAGCAUCAGUCAUUAGAAUGCAGAUCAGCCAGCAGAGCCAGGAACAGCCAGAAGGGCCAGGAACAGCUAGAAAAACCAGGAACAGCCAACACAACCAGGGUCAGCCACUAGAAUCCUGAUCAGACAGCAAUGCCAUGAUCAGCUAGCAGAGCCAUGAUCAGUCAGUAGAAUAUUGAUAAGGCAGCAGAGCCAGGAUCAGCUGGCAGAGCCAUGAUCAGUAACUAGAGUGUUCUAGGCCAGACCAGCACCAUUCCUCCAGCUCCAGCCUCCAGCCUGCUACCUGUGGCAGCCAUGUUGCAUGCUCAUCGCUAAGAAACAAAUGACAGACAGCUCAUUGAUGGACAGAUUCAGAAAGACAUGCUUUGUGAGAGAUGCACUUUCUUAACCACGAUGUAUUUGACAGGAAAAAAAACACCUUUUUGCCUGGAAAAAAAUCUGAACCUGCACUGGUUAAAAG